AUUUUAACUCGCUCAGCACCAACAAGAAUUCUACAAUCAGCUCGGAUAUGGAAAGAAACGAGCCACAAACUUCUUCCUGUCCAAAACCAAUCCAGUUUCGACAGAAACUAACGCCGAAAAUGUGGACGCGUGAAGAAGUGCUCGUGUUGCUCGAUAUCUACGAGGCAACAUUUCUGCAAUCAAGCAAUGAAAGUGAGGACGAGCUAUGGAACACCGUGUCACUAAAGCUGAACAAACAGGAAAUCCAAGCGUCUCCAGCGCAUUGUAAAAGCAAAUGGAGCUUACUGUACAAGGCGUACAUAGCUAAUCCCAACAGUCAGGGCGCUUUCUUCAAGAAAGUGAAGCAAAUAGUGGAAACUUUUGCACAAAUGGAAACAAUCGAUGAAAUAGAAGAAACGGACCUGAUUAAGGAAGAAAGACUUGAAACUGUCAGUGAGGAAGAGGUUGACAGUGCGGAAACCCCACAAAUAAAUCCCGAUUCUUUUCCGGUGGAAAGAAUCACAGAAUCAUCGGUCCGCGCUGAAGCUGUGAGUUUCAACUCGUUAAUCGAAAAGUUAUGCAGCAAGAUCGAUGCUCUUACCGAGAUACAGUGCCGACAAGAAGUACGAUUAGAGCAGGUUUAUCAAAUGCAAAGAGUUAAUCAUGAUCAUUUAUUGGAAAUAAAGAAACAUCUGAAUAUAGUUUAA
Messenger RNA from Anopheles moucheti, 686 nucleotides. RefSeq lists its product as uncharacterized. NCBI's taxonomy places the organism in Eukaryota, Metazoa, Arthropoda, Insecta, Diptera, Culicidae. The record is from RefSeq and is a predicted model, not a curated record. The transcript has 2 exons. Bases 48 to 686 code for a protein of 212 amino acids.